This is a messenger RNA of Coccidioides posadasii C735 delta SOWgp, 2929 nucleotides long. RefSeq lists its product as uncharacterized. The record is from RefSeq and is a predicted model, not a curated record. Gene Ontology annotation, cellular component: mitotic spindle midzone; cytoplasm; spindle. NCBI's taxonomy places the organism in Eukaryota, Fungi, Ascomycota, Eurotiomycetes, Onygenales, Onygenaceae. Gene Ontology annotation, molecular function: microtubule binding. Gene Ontology annotation, biological process: microtubule cytoskeleton organization; mitotic spindle midzone assembly.
CGCGUGGCAAAGUACUACAACCUGUCGUUUGCUAAACAACAAUUGGUCUCCUGAUAAUUUGUGCUGCUUCCGGUUCGCUAUGACCGUGGACACCAGCUACCUGACCACUCAGGUCAAUAACAUCGUCGAACAGCUCCACGGUCUAUUCGAUGACAUUGGCGUCCCAAACCAUGAACGGGACUCAAGGGAGUCUGAGCUCUUUGUAGCGCUGUUAGAAACACUCAAUGGCCACUUGCAAGGCGUUCAUAACGAGAAGAACGAUAUGAUUGAGGAGGCCAAUCGCCUUAUCACGACGAUCAAACAGAUGCAAGCGUCGCUUGAUGACGGCGCAUAUGGUUCGCGACGCGCAUCGGACGACCCAGACCUCCGCGUCACGCUUCCGCUAAACCAUUGCCUCGCUCUUCUCCAGGAGAAGCAACAUGCCGUCGGUAAAAGGCAUCAGGAACGCUUCGAGCAGGUGAAGAAACUUGUUGAGGCACUCGAGUCGUAUUCCUCCCAUCUUGAGUCAACUUUUGUCAAGAUUCCGCUCCCCCCAACAGCCCCUGGUACAAUCGUCCCUCCAUCCUUCGAUUUGUCUGCCGCUUAUGUGAAUGCGCUGGACAAUGAGUUUACUCGAGUCUACGAAGAAUACAACCGUCGCCUCGUCACCGUCAGUACGGUUUGCGAAGAGAUAAUAAAGCUGUGGGCAGAACUCGGUACACCCCAAGCCCAGACCGAUCCUGCGAUCGUGGAACACCAUAGAGAUUCUCCCGAGCAGCUUGGUCUGCACGAGUCAGACCUUGCGUCCUUGCGAACCAAGCGCGACAAACUCCUGAACGAGAAAACAGCGAGAGAAGGCAAGAUUAAAGAACUGAGAACAGCGGUCGAAGCCCUGUGGGGCCGAUUGGGUGUUGAGGAAUCCGACCGAAAGGGCUUCCUCGCCGCCAAUCGUGGCUGCGGGCUACGGACUAUUAACGAAUUCGAGGAGGAACUCGCUAGGCUCAACGAGCUUAAACGACAGAAUCUUCACUUGUUUGUGGAAGACGCUCGCUGUCGCCUGCAGGAACUAUGGGACAGCCUUUAUUACUCAGAAGAAGAGAUGCUUGACUUCACUCCGGCAUUCUCGGACGUCUAUAGCGACGCUUUACUCUCUGCCCACGAAGCUGAGAUCGCUCGCUUAGAAGCACUCAAGGAGCAACGGAUGCCUGUCCUCCAGUUGAUUGAUAAACAUCGCUCUCUUGUUGAAGAUCGUGAUGCCCUUGCCGCUUCCAGCCAGGAUGCCUCUCGAUUAAUGGGUCGUGGGACUGGUCAAAGACGCGAUCCAACUCGGCUCUUGAGAGAGGAAAAGAUGCGAAAGAGGAUAUCAAAGGAAUUGCCCAAAGUUGAAGUAGAGUUGCGGAAGAUAUUGGAAACUUGGGAGGAUGAAUAUGGAAGACCAUUCUUGGUCCAUGGCGAAAGGUAUCUGGAUGAGCUAGGCCCUCCGCCGCAGAAAAUUCCUCCCCGUUCCAAGACCCCUUGCCCCUCGGUCUCACGUCCCGUGUCCAGGGCUGCGCCAUCGCGCGCCGGUGGCACAAUUCGCGGCCAACAGAAUCCCUCGUCUGCUGCUAAAACGCCAACUGGAAAUGGAACCUUAAAGCGCAAUGCUGUAGGAACCGGGUCCCUGAGGAGUGGUACCAAUCCUCGACCAAAGUCACCAACCAAGAUCCCCGCCCGGGUUCCUCUCGCGAACAUGCCCGAUGGAAGUAAUUCCCCGGACCGCCAACCAGCUCAGUCAUAUUCAACCAGCACGUUCCGUGGCAAAAUGGGACCUCCGCGUGCACCUCCACCGAAGAUGAGGGAGCUUUUCUCUAGAGAGGAGACGCCGCAGGCUACGUACCAAACCGGACUGAGCCGUAGUCGUAGCGUCAUGUCUUCAACAUCCAGUGGAAAGGUGCGUCCAGUGAGUCCGGAAGACGUCUAUGAUGAUCGUCAACGGUCCUUCAUGAGUUCGUCCAUGUCCCAUUAUAGACCCAUUUCGGACCAGUCCUUCACGUCUUCGUACAUAUCUAGCCGUGAGGAUGUGAGCUUUUGCAACCAACAGCCAAAGUCAUAUGCCAAUCAAUUUCAACAACAAUACCAAGCCCAGAGUCCUCCCCCAAGACAAAUAUCGAACUCGUCCACAAUUAACACGCUGGCGUCUGGUUCUGAGAACUGGGAGACGUACGACGACGCCUCAGAGCCGGAAGUUGAUGCCACUGAGGCAUAUUAUGCUAAAGUGAGAGCCGCCCAAGGCAAACGAGCUGGCGCUGAAGCCCAGCUCGGCUACCCAAACAAACCAAAGAGCAUCCGGGGUGUGGGGUCGGAUGAUGCUUGUGUUCAAAGUAGCUUCCACUCCAAGCGACUUGGUGGCAGUGAUGACUGGACGGAUGAUUUAGAAACGUAUUGAAACGGAUUUGAGCAUCCCACGAAUUUUACCUUCCCUUUUCUGUCUCUCCUCUGAACGACUGUGAAUACUAGACCCUUUCUGUUUCAGGGGCCCGUCCUCAAUAUCUCACUCGUUUUCCAUUCCGGAUACACGACGUAUGAUAAAACGUGGCAUACGAACUGUUCGUGUUAAUUUCUAGCAAGGCGUUUUUGAAAUUGGAUGUUGCAUUGAAUUUGAGCACUUUGGCGCGAUUGUGGCGGGAGAUACUGGAGGAAAAGAAGAUUGUUGUUUUAUAUUUCUUUACCAUCACCCUCGCCCACCCUGAUGCUCGGAUCUGUUUAAUUAUGGCUUAUUCCCAAUCAGUUUUCCGAUUUUCUUUUCUUUUCCUUUUUUUUUCCCCCUUUUGGUCGUCUUUCUUUCUUACGGGUUGAAAUAGGGCGGGAAUUUUUUGUUUGAGUCUUUUCCUUGUUUAUUUUUUUUUUUCUCCCCCACACUUGGUUUUUAUUGUAUCAUUUUUGCCUUGACGGCCGCUGUCCCUUUUUUAAU